Molecule: messenger RNA, 4968 nt
Organism: Apis cerana (Asiatic honeybee)
Lineage: Eukaryota; Metazoa; Arthropoda; Insecta; Hymenoptera; Apidae
Product: importin-4
Biological process (GO): protein import into nucleus
Molecular function (GO): small GTPase binding
Source: RefSeq, a predicted model, not a curated record
UUUUAAAAAUUUCUUGAACUCUAGUAGUGAUAUUUAUAAUUUAAAAAAAAAUUUUUUCAAAUGAUCGAAAUAAUUCUAUAAUAAGAAUCAAUAACAUUAAAGAAAGUAUUUCUCAACUAUUUGAAUCAUUUUAUGAUGCCAUGAGCAAUUGAUUAUAAAAAAAUUUUGUUCGCUCAUUUAUGCAAUAAAAUGUCGCACAUGCGCGUUAAAGUAUUAUAAAGACGUCAGUACUAACAGGUCAGAAAAGCGGUAGUAGACAACCGGCUACUUUGUUCGGAAAUACUGCCAGAUCCUUAUUUUGUUUAUUACAUAUUACAUUAUGGAGGAAAUAUUACUGAAGUUACUUGUAGCCGAUAACACAUCUAUUCAACAGGGAACAGCAGAACUUAGAGAAGCUUUUAAAAAACAAGAAACGAUACAAGCAUUAUGUCAACUUAUUAUUUCAUCGAACAAUUCACAGAUAAGACAAUAUGCAGCUAUAUUGCUUAGAAAACGUUAUGGUAAAGGUAAACAUUGGUUAAAAUUACCUCAUCAUGUACGCAUUGAAUUUAAGACAGUAAUUUUACAGGCAUUAGUUAAUGAACCAGAAAAAUUUGUAAAAAAUGCAAUUGCACAGUUAAUAGGUGUAAUCGUAAAACAUGAAUUGCCUAAUAAUGGUUGGCCAGAAGUUUUACAAUUUGUACAGCAGUUAGUUACUAGUGAAAAUUUAUUACAGAAAGAGUUGGGGACUUAUACUUUAUCGAUUAUGACUGAAGUUGCACCUGAUGCAUACCUUACACAUGCUGCAUCACUUGCAGUUCUCUUGGGUCAAACAUUAAAUAGUUUACAAGAUUUAGGGAAUCCUGUAGCAUAUUAUAUCUUACGAAUAAUGCAGAAUCUUGUUCCUUUAGUUGAAGGCAAUCAAAUGAUGGUAAAUGCUUAUCAUCAAAUGAUGCCACAAGUUAUGACCACAAUUCAAUCUCUUACUACUACUAAUGAAGAUAAAGCGAUCGAAUGCUUUGAAUUAUUAGAUGAAUUGUGCGAAAAUGCAAUUGCUGUGAUAGCUCCACAUGUCAAAUCUCUUGUCAGUAUGUGCCUUGUUAUUGCUGGUAACAAAGCAUUAGAUGAUGCUCUAAGAGUUAAAGCAGUUGGUUUUAUUGGAUGGUUAGCCAGAACAAAAAAGAAAACUAUAAUCAAACAUAAACUUGUUGAACCUAUUUUAGAUAUGUUAUUUAAUCUUAUGUCUAUGCGACCUGAAGAUGACAAUGAUGAAGUUUACUUUAGUGAUGAUAAUGAAGAUAAUACACCCGUAACUUGUGCUACUCAAACUUUAGAUUUACUUGCACUUCAUUUACCUCCAGAGAAAUUAAUUCCUCAAUUGUUACAAUAUAUAGAACCUAGUUUGCAAGGUACAGAUGUAUAUGCAAAAAAGGCAUCAUAUUUAACAAUGGCAGUAUUAGCGGAAGGUUGUUCAGAAUAUAUUCGUACAAAAUAUCUUGAAUCCUUUUUACGUUGUACUUGUCAAGGAAUUAGUGAUCCUAUUCCUGUAGUGCGUAAUGCUGCACUUUUUGCUCUUGGACAAUUUUCUGAACAUUUACAACCAGAAAUUUCCCAAUAUUCGUCCGAGUUAUUGCCAGUAUUAUUCGAAUAUUUAGGCCAAAUAUGUGCGCAUAUUAAACAAGAAAAAAAAGAACCACCUUCAGUUGAUCGUAUGUUUUAUGCAUUAGAAAUGUUCUGCGAAAAUUUAAAUGAAAGUCUUUUACCAUAUUUACCAACAUUAAUGGAAAGACUUUUUGAAAUCUUGAAUGCGGAUACUCCAGUUCAUGUUAGAGAACUUUCUCUGAGUGCUAUUGGCUCAGCUGCCAUGGCGAGUAAAGAGCACAUGUUACCAUAUUUUGAAAGAAUCGUUUCCAUUCUUGAUAGUUAUCUUUCAGAGAAACAAAUAGAAGAAACCAUGUGUCUUCAAGUACAAGCAGUUGAUACUCUUGGAGUAAUUGCAAGAACAAUAGGUGAUAAAAAUUUUGCACCUUUGGCUGGUAGAUCUCUUAAUUUUGGAAUGAAAUUAUUAAAAGAAACAGAAGAUCCAGAUUUAAAAAAAUCAAUUUACGGAUUGUUUGCAUCAAUUAGUACUAUAAUGAAAAAGGAAAUGGCAGGUGCUUUGCCAGAAAUCAUUGAAUAUAUGAUUACAAGUAUACAAAGUUCAGAAGGGAUAGUGCCUCACUUUAAAGAAGAUGAAACUUCUGCUUUUCCUGUUUAUGAAGAUCUUAGUGAAAAUGAAAAUGAAGAAGAAGAUAUUGAAAACACAGAUAAUGAAGAAGAUAAUGAUGAUGAUGACGUAGCUGGCUAUAGUGUUGAAAACGCAUACAUUGAAGAGAAGGAAGAAGCAAUUUUAGCUUUAAAAGAAAUUGCAGAACAUACAGGAGAAGCAUUUUUACCAUAUCUUGAAAAAUCUUUUGAAGAAACUUUUAAAUUAAUUAAUUAUCCGCAAGAAGAUAUUCGUAAAGCUGUUAUUGAUGCUCUUCUGCAGUUUUGUAUUAAUUUUUCAAAAAUUAAUACUAAUGAAGGAAAACAAGCAUUAUUAAAAGCUCUUUCUGUAUUUAUUCCAAAAUUAUCUGAAUUAAUAAGAUUAGGUGAUGAACGAACAGUAGCUAUUACUGGUUUAGAUGCUUAUACAGAACUUUUGAAAGAAAUAAAAUCAGAUGUCCUUAUUGGAGAAGGUCAUAAAGAAGCUAUAAUGAAUUGUGUUACUGAUGUUAUGUUAGGUAAAACGGAAUGUCAAGAUCAAGAAGAAGCAGAUGAUAUAGAUACUGAAGCUGAACAAGAUGAAUUACUAGUUGAAUGUGCGGGUGAUGUAUUGUCUACUUUCGGAAAAGUAAUUUCGCCAGAAGAUUUUGAACUUUAUUUUCAUACCGUGUUACCAAUGCUCUUAGAAAGAUUGAAAAAGAAUAAAUCUGAAGCUCAAAGAUCUUUUGCAGUUGGUACAAUUUCAGAAUGUUUCUCAGGACUCAAACAUAAAGUAGCUGGUUUUGUAUGUCAACUACUUCCUAUGUUUUUGAAACUUACAGAUGAUUCAAGUGCCGAAGUUCGGAAUAAUGCUAUAUAUGGAAUUGGUGAACUUGCAUUAUAUGGCAAAGAUGCAGUUUAUUCGCAUUAUUCUGAUAUUUUAUCAGUUCUUUCAAAUGCAAUUUUUAAAGAAUCACAUACAGGAGCUCGUGACAAUAUAGUCGGAGCACUUGCGAGACUUAUCAUUGCUAAUUAUUUUAAUAUACCACUUGAUCAAGUAUUUCCAACUUUUGUCAAACAAUUACCAUUAAAAGAAGAUUUUGAAGAAAACAAAGCAGUUUUUAAAAGUAUAUUAACGUUAUAUGAAGCUGGUCAUCCUAUUUUACGAUCACACAUGGAAAUAUUACUUAAAGUUGCAGUCAGUGUGUUACAUGAAAACAAAACAACAGAUGAUGAGGCAAAAGGUAUUGUUAUGGAAUUCAUUAAAUCUGCUCAGCGAGAUUUUCCAAAUGAAUGGAAUUCUAUGUAUUCCGAACUUCCAAUAGAAGUUACAACGAAUAUUCAACGUAUAUUUUCUUAAGUUUUAAUAUAAAUUGAAUUUAUUUCAUAUUGUAACAAAUAAGAGAACUGAUUGAUGAAAAUGUUUUCAUCUCAGAAAAAGUGAUAUAUGUCAUACAUCUCAUAUCUUUAAAUUAUGUCUAACAAAGUUUUCAGUACUGUUUAGUUAACAAUAUGUAUAUCCAUUGUUUAAAUAUCGACAUAAUUAUAGAAAUUAUAUUUCUUCUUAUAAAAUAUGAGAAUCGAUAAGUGCAAUUAAUUAUCAAUAACAUAACAUGAUACUACACAUUAAAUUUCUUGGUGCUCAUAUUCUACUGGUCACAUAAUUUUACAUCUGAAUACGAUUUUGAUAUGAAAAUAAAUAUAUAUAUAUAUAUAUAUGUUGACUGAACAAAGUAUAUUAAAUUCUAGUCUACAGAAUUUUUUCUUUUAUAUAUAUAUAUAUAUAUACAUAUACAAAAUCUUAUUUAUAUAUAAAUUUUAAAUUACUUUUAUCAAAACAUCCAAUAAAAAUAAUUGAAUGAAUUAAUUUAUUAUAAGUCAAUAAUUUUUAUAUUUGAUUCUAAUGUUACAUAUACAUAUAUGUUCAAAAUAUAAGCACAAGAAAUUGUUUUUGGCAGAAAUGAUCAAUUUAGUUAUCAUUUUUCAUGUUUAUUUUUAAUUAAGAAUGAUACAUAUACCACAAAGCAUUAUGUGUAUGCAUUGAAUAUAAAUAUAUUAUAAAAAAUAAAAUUGUUGCACUUCAUCUAUUUCACAAGUAGCUUUUAUAUGUAUUUAUUUUGAUUGUGAGAAUGUAUUAUGAAAAAAAUUUCACACAAUUUUAAUAUAAUUAACAUUUAUUUAAAAAUUAUCAAUCCAUCCAUUAUUUUUAUUCUAAAUUAUUAACAAAAAUUGUUUUAUUCGAAUUUUUGAUUGAUUAAUCAAUUUUAUGAGAUGUCAUCUAAUUAAAGUUUAUUACAUAGCUUAUUUAAGUAAAUAUAAUAUUAUAUUUAUUAUACCAAAAAUUCCGAAAUAUUUUGCUAGAAUGAUUUUGUACUAAUUUAUAAUUAUAAGAAAUGCAUAAGCAUAACUAAAAAAAUUUUAUAAUAAUUUUAUUUUAAAAUUUGAAUCACAUAUAUUGUCAAAAUUUUUCUGUAGACUUAGAAUAUCAAAUUUAUUGUAUAUUACAUAUAAAAUGCAAGAUAAUUUAGUGAAUUGUUAUAUUAUUAGCAAAUUAUCAAAUAUUUUUUGUAAUCAAUAUGAUUUCAUACGAUUUCAAUUUAUAAAAAAUAUAAAAUAUAAUUACAAUAUAUUUGCAGAGAUUAAUAAGAGAAUUAUAUUGACAGAUUAUUUACAACAGAAUGAUGUUUAUCAAUAUACAUAUAAUGAUAAAAUAAAAAAUGUGUAUUUAUCUUAAUAAAGUAUUAAUGAAUUAUAAUUAAAAUUAAA